AUGCUACACUUUGGCAAGGCAAAGCGAUCCACGCACAUGGAGGAUGACAAGCGCAUUAAAGCCUUCAACCACUUUCCAGACUUUAUGUGCUGCUGCUACCUCACGGACGAGAAGUCUGAGAUGAAGGCUCCAAUAAUGAUGAGCUAUUUACAUUCCGCGCCCUAA
This is a messenger RNA of Peronospora matthiolae, 165 nucleotides long. The record is from the annotation of a GenBank genome assembly. NCBI's taxonomy places the organism in Eukaryota, Oomycota, Peronosporomycetes, Peronosporales, Peronosporaceae.